CAUUUGCAAGCGGACAUUAUCUGCGGACAGAAUGGAUACUCGCCUUUCUAGUUGUUCAAGGUAUCGCUUCUUUCUUUCUCUCGAAGCCGCUGCAGAUUGUCUAUUUCUUUCAACCCUAUUUAACAUAUCUGUCAUUAAUUUAAAAGUAACAAACGCGUUUCUUCAACCUCUUUGCACGUUUGACUUCUCUGGCACCACUGUCCGUUGUUUCAUACGAAGAUGUAGCUGUAUGAGUUACAGUACUCAUGCAGUUAUAAUCGGCUUGGUCGGUGUUCUGCCGAGAAGCGUAGACAGGAUUUCUGCUAUUACAGCCAUAAUUUUCUUUGGAGUUAUCUACAAAUGUUUGAAGCUGUCCGUUGGAUAUCGAUUCUUUUUGUAUGUCGGAGACGUUCCCUUUGAUACAGAAAUAGAGUAUUGCGAGUUGGAGUUGAGAAGAAUUGGUGUGGAAUCCGCUUUAUAAUAAGAUGAAUAGAGCGGUCUUAGCUUAAACCGCAAUUUUUCA
Molecule: messenger RNA, 502 nt
Organism: Galdieria sulphuraria
Lineage: Eukaryota; Rhodophyta; Bangiophyceae; Galdieriales; Galdieriaceae
Exons: 3
Coding region: 32-460 (142 amino acids)
Source: RefSeq, a predicted model, not a curated record